AUGAGCCUCGUGGGGGAGCUGUACUCGCUCGUGCGCUUCCUUCGGCUCGACCCUCACGCCUUCUACCAGUGCCGCAGCAAGGGUUGCGACUGCAAGAGCCUCAACUACCGGUUCGGUCCGGAAUGGCGGGCCUGCGAAGAGUGCGGGCACACCCCCAUCAUGCACUACGCCAACUUUAACCGGCACAUCCUCAACCCCAUCUCCCGCACGGGCUACGUCGGUGAGGGCAAGAAGGCCUUCCUGCGGCUGAAGCGCGAGGUGCUGGACAUGAUCUUGCUGCGCCGCACCAAGAGCAACAGGUCCAACGACAUCUGCCUGCCUCCGCGCAUCGUCAGGGUUAGGCAGCACCGCCUUGACGAGCGGGAAGAGGUGGGUUCAUGA
Molecule: messenger RNA, 381 nt
Organism: Ectocarpus siliculosus
Lineage: Eukaryota; Phaeophyceae; Ectocarpales; Ectocarpaceae
Source: the annotation of a GenBank genome assembly